This is a messenger RNA of Helianthus annuus (common sunflower), 1279 nucleotides long. RefSeq names its product tRNase Z TRZ2, chloroplastic. The record is from RefSeq and is a predicted model, not a curated record. NCBI's taxonomy places the organism in Eukaryota, Viridiplantae, Streptophyta, Magnoliopsida, Asterales, Asteraceae. The transcript is spliced from 7 exons. Bases 93 to 1160 code for a protein of 355 amino acids.
AUCAAAAAAAUCCCCAAAAAAAAUAUAAAUUCAACAACACUCCAUCCAAAAAGUUAAAACCUUUCUUAAACCCUUGAAAUCUUUACACAAAAAUGCGUUCAUCCAUGACAAUUACAAGCCCUAACUUCCCAUCUUUACCCCAAUUUCACCAACCAAACACCCACAAACCACCACCAACGAUAACCACCCUUCAAAACCCCAGAAAAACCCAUCAAAAAUGUUUAAAGAAUUCAGGGUUUUUGUCUGCAAUUGGGAACGCAAUAGAAGAACAAGAGUAUAGGAAAGCUAGGGCUGAAGUUGUGAGAAAAGGAACAGGGUUAGAGGGGUAUAAUAUUGAGGGUCUUUCUAUUGGUGGUAAUGAGACUUGUGUUAUUGUUCCUGAGUUUAAGUGUGCUUUUGAUAUUGGAAGGUGUCCACCCAGAGCUGUUGGGAUGAAUUUCUUGUGUAUUACUCAUGCCCAUCUUGAUCACAUUGGUGGGCUACCGAUGUAUGUUGCAAGUCGCGGUUUAUACAACAUGAGUCCUCCAACCGUAUUUGUACCUCCGUCCAUUAAAGAAGAUGUCGAAAAUUUGAUUGAGCUUCACAGGAAGAUGGGUGACGUGGAAUUAAAUCUUGAUUUGGUUGCGUUGGAUGUAGGAGAAACAUACGAGCUACGAAACGAUCUUGUUGUACGCCCAUUUAAAACUUAUCACGUAAUACCAAGUCAGGGUUAUGUGAUUUACUCGGUUCGCAAGAAAUUGAAAAAGCAGUACAUUCACUUAAAAGGAAGGGAGAUUGAGAAAAAGAAGAAAUCUGGUGUUGAGAUAACAGAUACCAUAUUGUCCCCGGAGGUAGCAUUCACUGGUGAUACGAGUUCUGAGUUUCUACUUGAUCCACGAAGCUCCGAUGCAUUGCGAGCCAAAGUUCUUAUAACCGAGGCUACUUUUUUGGAUGAUCAAUGCAACGUUGAGCACGCGCGUGAACAUGGUCACAUGCAUAUUGACGAGAUUAUCGAACAUUCUAAGUGGAUUAGGAACAAGGCGAUUCUUUUGACUCAUUUCUCGGCACGCUACCAUAUCGAGGAAAUUCGUCAAGCGGUGACAAAGUUGCAGGCAAAAGUUCAAGGUCAAGCCAAAGUGGUCCCACUUACAGAAGGUUUUAGAUCAAUGUACACACCAUAAACACAUAAUUUAACUUCAAAUUUUGUGCAUAUUUAGAAUUCUGAGAUUCAAGUAAUGAAGCCAUUGUAUCAAUUCAAAAAUCAGCAUCCUUGAAAAAAAAAAAGAAAAGAAAUCAAAGA